ACGGAGAGUGUCUGGAAGUCGAUUGAUAUAGGCCGUUUCAUUCCACCACUCCUUCAAGCAGACACACUGUAAGGCCAAUUAAUUUCCGCAAGCUAUUUGGAAAGCAAUAGUAAGGGGAUAAUGGCCUUGCAAAGGUCGACAUACCUAGCGCGUACGGCGCAGGGUGUCUACGGAGCUAUUCAACGACCUUCGCUGCUUCACAGUUCUACGUCACCAAUUCUCUGCGCUUCGUCGCAAUUCCUAAGGCAGAAACAACAGCGAAAUAAUUUCUCGACUUCAAUCCGACGUCAUGCCGAGGAACUUGAAAUGGUCCGGGCAGCCCCAGAAAUCGACUUCAACAAUUUCCAAAUACGACCAGCACGUAUAGUCCCGGCGUCGCCGGCAUACUUCUCUGGUAGUCCCAAGUUUAUCGACCACCAGAUCAGACUGGAACGACUCUUAGAGAAAUAUGCGCAGGUACCGACAGUGCAAGCCGCGGAAGCGCCUCGAAUGGCAUGGUUCAAACUGGCACAAUUUCGAGACUUGCUAGGCGAACCUAUUCCCGCCAAGAAAUACAAAAACUUCCAAAAAGUACUCCAGCGACUCAACAGAAUCCAGCCAAGCUUGUUACCUGAAGAGGUUCGAGAGGCAUUGUAUAGCUACGUUCGUCCAGGUAACCCGUACGCCAACAAACCUGCUCCAGCAGUGGUGGAUGAGUUCGGUCGAGCGCGCGGAAAGGGAAAACGAAAGGAAUCCUCUGCGGUGGUCUUUCUUGUAGAGGGAGACGGAGAAGUACUCGUGAAUAACAAAAACAUUGUGGAUGCUUUUCCCCGAGUGCACGACCGAGAAAGUGCGCUGUGGGCGUUGCGAUGCACGCAACGGCUCGACAAAUAUAACGUCUGGGCUAAAGUUUCGGGUGGAGGAGUAACAGGACAGGCGGAAGCCAUUACAUUGGCUGUUGCACGAGCUUUGAUGGUUCAUGAGCCAGCGCUUAAACCAGUCUUACGAAAAGCCGGUGUUAUCACAGUCGACGCCCGUCGUGUCGAGAGAAAGAAACCUGGUCAUGUCAAGGCGAGAAAGAUGCCUACCUGGGUCAAGCGAUGAUGGGUUGUGCUUGGAAGUGUGUCAAUACUAUAUCUUUCUUUUAUUUGUAUUAUAUCAGCAUACAUGGCGAUAAUGUUACGAAAACCAGCCUUUUAUCCCGCUUCUCGCUCCUAUGCUUGUGGAUUGUAAUAGCAAUA
Molecule: messenger RNA, 1220 nt
Organism: Talaromyces stipitatus ATCC 10500
Lineage: Eukaryota; Fungi; Ascomycota; Eurotiomycetes; Eurotiales; Trichocomaceae
Product: mitochondrial 37S ribosomal protein MRPS9
Exons: 2
Coding region: 121-1083 (320 amino acids)
Biological process (GO): translation
Cellular component (GO): ribosome; mitochondrial small ribosomal subunit
Molecular function (GO): structural constituent of ribosome; RNA binding
Source: RefSeq, a predicted model, not a curated record